UUUGGGAUUGGACUGGCAAUGCAUGGAGCACCAAUGUACAUCUCCGAAACAUCACCAUCUAAAGUACGAGGGACACUUGUAUCUCUGAAGGAAGCCUUCAUAGUUCUUGGCAUUUUGCUUGGAUAUCUAGCGGGCAGCGUAGAAAUCUCCACUGUCGGAGGCUGGCGAUGGAUGUACGCAUUCGCGGCACCGAUCUCGAUCAUCAUGGGAAUUGGGAUGUGGUGGCUGCCACCCUCGCCACGAUGGCUACUCUUGCGAGUGGUGCAAGGCAAAGGUGACAUGAGCGAGCUCACGCGACAGGCUUGCGAGGCUUUCAAGAGGCUUGGAGGAGGAUCAAGCAACAUCACCCAAGAGGCUGUGGAUUUGCAAGUGGAUGAAACUGUCAAGUCGCUGGAGAGCUUGAGCAGGGAAUCUGAGAGCGCGCAGCAAAGCGUCUGGGAGUUGUUCCGAGGAGGCAACUUGAAAACUCUGACGAUUGGAACCGGCUUGGUCUUUUUCCAACAGGUGACUGGCGUCCUAUACUAUGCAGCCACGAUCCUCCAGAGUGCUGGAUUUGCUGUCGCAACGGAUGCAACACGAGUCUCGGUUCUACUGGGUGUUUUCAAGCUUAUUAUGACUGGAGUUGCGGUUUUCAACGUUGAUAAACUCGGACGAAGGCCUCUACUAAUCGGUGGUGUCAGCGGCAUUGUUGUGAGCUUGUUCAUGCUGGCGGCUUUCUUUGUCUUCGGAAAGGGCCUCUCGUUUCUCGCAGUCAUUGCGUUGCUUCUCUACGUUGGUUGCUACCAGAUAUCAUUUGGCCCGAUUUCAUGGCUCAUGAUCUCGGAGAUUUUCCCACUUAGAACACGGGGUCGAGCUCUCAGCAUCUCGACUCUUGUCAACUUCGCAGCCAAUGCUUUAGUCGCACUGGCAUACUCACCACUACAGGAACUUUUGGGAGCGCCUCUGACUUUCGUGGGAUUUGGAGUGAUUGGAAUCGUGGCGCUCGUCUUCAUUGUUUCCACGGUCCCAGAGACAAAGGGACUAAGCCUGGAAGAGAUAGAACAGCAGCUCUUCGCGACUUGUAAACAAGAAGCUCUGUGCAGUGAUCCUUUGAGACAGAUAUUUACACUUCCAUCGCUAGAACCUUCCUCCAAAAACUAAUCCCAAAAAACUAGAAAAGAGAUAUGGGCUGACCUUGAAUUUUUCGCGUUUGUUUUCUUGGAGCUCGUGUACGUGAUCUUCAUGCUCUUCGUUUUCACUGUGCUCCAAGUUUGGUGCCGCUGGAUCAGCAACACUC
This is a messenger RNA of Selaginella moellendorffii, 1276 nucleotides long. Its product is annotated as D-xylose-proton symporter-like 3, chloroplastic. The record is from RefSeq and is a predicted model, not a curated record. Gene Ontology annotation, biological process: transmembrane transport. Lineage: Eukaryota; Viridiplantae; Streptophyta; Lycopodiopsida; Selaginellales; Selaginellaceae. Gene Ontology annotation, cellular component: membrane. Gene Ontology annotation, molecular function: transmembrane transporter activity. The transcript has 10 exons. The annotation marks the transcript as partial.